Messenger RNA from Cebus imitator (Panamanian white-faced capuchin), 624 nucleotides. RefSeq names its product stathmin 3 (gene STMN3). Gene Ontology annotation, biological process: microtubule depolymerization; regulation of microtubule polymerization or depolymerization; neuron projection development. Gene Ontology annotation, cellular component: cytoplasm; neuron projection. The record is from RefSeq and is a predicted model, not a curated record. The transcript is spliced from 3 exons. Gene Ontology annotation, molecular function: tubulin binding. The coding region runs from base 172 to 576 and encodes 134 amino acids. Lineage: Eukaryota; Metazoa; Chordata; Mammalia; Primates; Cebidae.
UCUCUCCCUCCCUCCCUCUCUCUCUUUCCUUCCCUCUCCCCCGCCGCCGCGCCCGCCUCCCGCCCGCCGUCGCUCCCCCUCCCCUCCCCAGCACUGCAGCACUAGCCAGCAGCAGCUCCGGCCGCCGCCCGCGCCUCUCCAGCCUCCGCAGGCCCCGCCGCCGCCAGCACCAUGGCCAGCACCUUGUCGGCCUACAAGGAGAAGAUGAAGGAGCUGUCGGUGCUGUCUCUCAUCUGCUCCUGCUUCUACACACAGCCACACCCCAACACCGUCUACCAGUAUGGGGACAUGGAGGUGAAGCAGCUGGAUAAGCGGGCCUCUGGCCAGAGCUUCGAGGUCAUCCUCAAGUCCCCUUCCGACCUGUCCCCGGAGAGCCCUAUGCUCUCUUCCCCACCCAAGAAGAAGGACGCUUCACUGGAGGAGCUGCAAAAGCGGCUGGAGGCAGCUGAGGAGCGAAGGAAGGCAAGGAGUCCUCCCACCCCCCCCCCACCGAGUUCUGAUGGAGGAGGCCCAUGGGCACAGGGCCUGCAAGACGCAGGGUGCUCCGGACCGGGCUUGGCCAGAGGCUCGGCCUAGGGUGAGAGGGGCUGGCUCCCUCAGCCUCUUCGUGAGAGAUAAGAAUGG